AUGAGUGUAAUAUUCAAAAAGAUCCAAGCGAUCCAAGACUCGCUAUCCGACGACGUGCUCUUGCCCCUCAAGAGCUACAAGUACUCGAGUGUCGAUAAAUCCUAUAUCUCCAAUUAUAUACUGAGGCAUUACUGGAAUGCAUUCGUCGAGAUCUUGCCGCUUUGGCUGGCCCCCAACAUGGUCACUCUCUUGGGGUUUCUGUUCAUCGUGGGCAAUGUGAUGCUCAUAGAAGUCUACAUGCCUGAUCUCGUGGGACCUGCUCCUUCCUGGCUAUACUAUAGUUUUGCUCUGGGCAUGUGGAUGUAUUCUACGCUGGACAACGUCGAUGGGAAACAGGCGCGCAGAACGGGGACAUCCAGCGGUUUGGGAGAGCUGUUCGACCACGGAAUCGAUUCUUUGAACUGCACUCUGGCUAGUCUUCUCGAGACUGCUGCCAUGGGCUAUGGCUCUUCUCAGCUUGGUGCUUACACUGCUCUCGUCCCUUGCCUCGCAAUGUACUUUUCGACCUGGGAAACCUACCACACCCAUACACUCUAUCUCGGCUACUUCAAUGGCCCCACUGAAGGCCUUCUUAUCGCGAUCGCCAUUAUGAUUGCCUCUGGCAUCUAUGGCCCUCAGAUCUGGAGCCGACCGAUCGUUGAAUUCCUGAACUACCCGCAGAUCUUUGGGAACAACUCGAUGAAGGAUCUCUGGGUCCCCAUUCUCCUCCUCUCCUUCUUCCUCGGACACCUGCCAGGCUGCGUCCUGAAUGUUAUUGCUGCUCGUAGAAAGCAGAACCUUCCGGUCGCGCCCGUCUUCAAGGAAUGGGUGCCGAUGAUUGUAUUCACGGGCUGCAACAUUGCUUGGCUUUUCUCUCCGUAUUCGACGCUUUUGUCGGAAAACCGACUAGUCCUCUACUGCUGGACUAUCUCGUUUGUCUUUGGACGCAUGACGACCAAGAUCAUCCUCGCUCAUCUGUUAAGACAGCCAUUCCCCCAUUGGACGGUGCUGCAAAUUCCGCUCAUCGGCGGCGCAAUCCUAGCCAACCUUCCCCGCCUGGGAUUCCCUAUGGUGAGCGCCUGGGUGGAGCUACUGUACCUGCGCCUCUACCUUGCGUUCGCCUUUGUUGUGUACAUGCACUGGGCAUUCCUCGUGAUCAACAGGAUCACCACUUUCCUCGGAAUCAACUGUCUGACAAUCCGUCGCGACAAGUCGGCAGCAAGAGACAGGGCUUAUCGUGAAUUUGGCGAGAACCAGCCCCUCAACCCAAACUCUGAUCCCAGCAAAGGGGGUAUCAAGAGCCAUUGA
Messenger RNA from Aspergillus tubingensis, 1287 nucleotides. Its product is annotated as sn-1,2-diacylglycerol cholinephosphotransferase. Gene Ontology annotation, biological process: phospholipid biosynthetic process. The transcript is spliced from 6 exons. Bases 1 to 1287 code for a protein of 428 amino acids. NCBI's taxonomy places the organism in Eukaryota, Fungi, Ascomycota, Eurotiomycetes, Eurotiales, Aspergillaceae. Gene Ontology annotation, cellular component: membrane. The record is from RefSeq and is a predicted model, not a curated record. Gene Ontology annotation, molecular function: phosphotransferase activity, for other substituted phosphate groups.